AUGACUGAAGAAGAACAGGAAAUAUUUACUGAGUUGAUCACAAAUGCUAAACAAUUAACAACAGAAGGGAAAAUAAAGGAUGCAUUAGAUUUGUACAGACAGGCACUAAAGAUGCAUUACCAUGAAAAACUAGCCAAAAAGAUAGGAAAGAUGGAGGCAUACCUUAAAGAAACAGGUGAAGAUGGAGAUACUGGAGACAGAUCUGGGUCAAGUUCUACGGACCCGCUAGAUGAGAACCUUUCUGAAGAGGACCAGGAGAUCUACAAUCAGAUGAUAUCUGGUGCUAGAAAUCUGGUGGAGCAGGGCAACAUUAAAGAGGCUUUGGACUUAAACAAGGAAGCUUUAAAGAUAUAUCACAGUGAAAAACUUGCCAGGAAAAUUACUAAAAUGGAGAUGUUUUUAAAGACCAGUGGUAAUCAAGGUACAGGGAAUAUUAAGAGUCAAGGUACACCAAAGGCAGAAACUGCUCAGAAAGAGAGCAUUUCAGAUGGAAAUAAUGAAAUAUUCAGCCAGCUUAUUCAAACAGCCAAGCAAUACACUGAAGAAGGCAAAAUAAAAGCGGCAUUAGAACUUUAUAGAGAAGCUUUAAAGAUUAAUCCCGAUCAUGACAAACUUGCUAAGAGAAUAGCCAAGAUAGAGGUAUAUUUAAAACAAAAUGAGGAGCAAACAAAUCAUAGAACUGAUGAUGAUGUUGAUGCAACAAAAGAAGAAACAAAACCAGAGUCAAUAGGAGGAACUCCAUUUAAAGAAAACAUUUCAGAAGAUAAUAAAGAAAUAUUCGACCAGCUUGUUCAGACUGCCAAGCUGUACACAGAUGAGGGCAAAAUAAAAGAUGCUUUAGAACUGUAUAGAGAAGCUUUGAAAAUAAACCCAAACCAUGACAAACUGGCUAAGAAAAUAGCCAAGAUUGAAAUUUAUUUAAAGGAAACAGAAGGAGAGACAUUUUUAAGUGAACAAAAGGUUACUGAAGAACACAAGCCAUCAAAUAAAGAAAAAUCCAAUGUUCCUUCAGAGACACCAAAGAAAAAAUCUGUUUCCCAGGAGGAUCAAGAGAAUUUCAAUCAACUUGUUCAAACAGCAAAACUAUACACUGACGAAGGCAACUUAAAAGGUGCUCUAGAAUUAUAUCGAGAGGCAGUAAAAAUCUAUAGCAGUGAAAAGUUGACAAAGAAAAUAUCAAAGAUUGAGGCAUAUAUCAAAGAAAACUAUGAAAAUGAAGCAGAAGUAAAUAACACAGAACAAAGUUCAAAUGGAGACAUCAAACCAAGUGUCACAAAGACACCAGGAAAAUCACAGAAUAAUCAGAAUGAACAGGACAAAUUUAACAAGCUUGUUCUGGAGGCCAAACAGCUCAUUGGUGACGGAAAAGUCAAAGCUGCUCUGGAUUUAAAUAGACAAGCAUUAACCAUCUGCCACAGUGAAAAAUUAGCAAAGAAAGUUGCUAAAAUGGAACAAUACCUGAAAGAACAUGGAAAUGAAGAAGAAGGCAAUGACGAGGAGAAUAAUGGAAUGGUGCAUGUUGGGAAUGGUUAUUUCAUGUACAAAGAGUUGUUUGAAAAGUUAUAUGAUCAUCAGAAAGAGGCUGUUUUAUGGAUGUGGGGUUUACACAAGAAGCGAAAGGGAGGAAUUCUUGGUGAUGAUAUGGGACUUGGUAAGACUAUACAGGUAAUAUCAUUCCUGUCAGGAUUGUUUGAUAUGGACAAAGUCAAGUCGGUACUCAUUGUUAUGCCAGUCUCUCUUAUUGUUAACUGGGAAAAAGAAUUCCAAAAAUGGGCACCAGGUAUAAGAGUAGAAGCUUACCAUGGUAGUAGUAAGAAGGAAAAGGAAAGAGCUCUUGGUAAAGUACAAAGACGGGGAGGAGUUCUCCUGACAUCUUAUGGACUGGUAGUCACUAGCUCAGAAGUUAUUGGAAAACAAGAUGGAAGAGAGUUUGUAUGGGACUAUGUGGCCCUUGAUGAAGGACACAAAAUAAAGAAUCCAACAAAAACUACAAAAGGUGUCCAUGCAAUUCCUGCCAAGAAUAGAAUUAUACUAACAGGGACACCGAUACAAAAUAAUUUGAAGGAACUAUGGGCAUUGUUUGACUUUGUACACCAAGGCUCAUUGUUAGGAACAGCCAGAACGUUUAAAAUGGAGUAUGAAAACCCCAUUACCAGGGCCAGAGAAAGGGAUGCUACAGUUGGAGAGAGAAAAUUGGGACAGGAAAUGGCAACUAGUUUAAAGAAGAUUAUUGCUCCUUAUUUUUUACGGAGAACUAAGGCUGAAGUGACAGAGACCAAAGAUGGCGUAAAAGUAGAUAACUCUGACGAAGGCGUUGGAAAAAUGCCAUCUUUAACAAGAAAGAAUGAUUUGAUAUUAUGGGUAUUCCUUACUCAGACACAACAGAAAAUUUACCAUGAUUUCUUGUCUUUGGACACUGUAAAAGAGUUACUGAUGACAAAGAAAUCACCAUUGGUAGCAUUAACUGUUCUGAAGAAAAUAACAGACCACCCCAGAUUACUAUCUACAAGGGCUGUAGCUCAGCUAGGUCUAGAGGAUCAUGGUCUUGAUGAGGACCAGUUAGAAUCUGAGGAGGCGUACCUUAGUGCUGUCAAUCAAAUUAAAAAUGUUGAUGAUCAGAUACUCAUUAACGAGUCAGGGAAACUCAUAGUUCUGGUGGAGUUACUUGACAAAUUAAAAGAAGAAGGACAUAGGACAUUAGUGUUCUCCCAGUCCAGGAAACUUUUAGAUAUCAUUUAUAAAGUCAUUUCCAAUAGAGGACACAUGGUGUUGAGAUUAGAUGGGACAGUAACACAUUUGUCUGAGAGAGAUCAAAGAAUGCAGAAGUUUCAGACAGAUGAAAGAUACUCUGUAUUUCUAUUGACAACACAAGUUGGAGGUGUUGGAUUGACUCUAACGGCAGCAGACAGGGUGGUUAUUUAUGAUCCAAGUUGGAACCCUGCGACAGAUAACCAAGCUGUAGACCGAGCCUUUAGGAUAGGACAGGAGAAGAAUGUUGUCAUCUACAGGUUGAUUACUUGUGGAACUGUUGAGGAAAAGAUCUAUAGAAGGCAGAUAUUCAAAGAUUCUAUCACAAGACAGACAACAGGAAACAGUACAAACCCCUACAGGUAUUUUACCAAACAAGAAUUAAAGGAGCUGUUCGAGCUUAAUAAUUCACGGGUAUCAUCUACACAACAACAGUUAGAAGAAAUGCAUAGUGGCUUCAGGAAGACAGAUCAGUCAUUGGAUGCUCAUAUAGCAUAUCUAUACUCUCUAGAUAUAUUUGGUAUAUCUGACCAUGACCUCAUGUUUGGUAAGGUCAAGGACAAUGUGGAUGAUAUUGAUGAGGACAAUCAAGAAGAAUGCCAAGGCAAUGACUAUAUUCAGGCCAGGGUACAAAAAGCUCAGGAGCUUUUGCAGAUGGAAUCUAAUCUGUCUCAGCCAAUGUCACAAUAUCCAUCAGAGGGCCAAUCAAACAGACCCAGAGGACCAUCUGAGUGGAAUAUGCCUACAGUAACAUCUGUUCCAGAUGGAGGUCCAGAUGACGUUAUUGACCUUAAUAAAGAUGAUGACAAUGUUGAUGAAGAUUCUGAUGAUGAUUCUGAUACAGAAAUGGUUGAUCUGACAGAAACACCACAGAAAAAGACUUCUGAAGACGAAAGACAGAGAGUGCCACCUAUUGGUCAUAUCAAACAAGAAAUAUUUCAGGAGAUCGAUGAUGAUUUACCAAGUUUAAGUUCUAGAAACAUAAAACGAGAAGAAUCAAGCCCUAGGAUUAAAUUAGAACCAUCUGAUCCGGCAGUAAAAAAGGAACCAGAAAGUCCGGGAAUAAAUUCAGAAAAUUCUCACUCAGAGUUUAUUGAUGUAGAAAUUAAGUCCGAACCCAAAAGUCACAUACAGCAAUCUGAACCUAUUUGUUUGGACUCCGAUGAAGAAAUACAAGACAGUAAUGAAACUAAUGAAAGUUUUUCAAAGGGAAAUGACAAAACAGAAGAAAUUCUAAUUGAAAAUAAUCAAGAAAAUAGUGUACAUGGAAACCAUGAUAAUAAAAAUAUAAAUAUGGAAAAUGAAGAUGAUAUUCAGAAUUUAGAAACCAGUUUGUCAAAUAUUCAUUGUGAUGAUGAUGUCAUGAUGACAUCACCAUCAAAAACACCAAUGAAAAAGCAGACUGUAGAAAUGAUGAUGGACUCACCUAUGAAGGUCGAUUCAAAUGAGAUUAAGAAUUUGUCUAUACUCAAAUCACCUUUGAGAAGUAUUGAAAAUUUGCAAGUGGAUUCUGAAGAGGAUAUGAAUACCUCUAUACAAAAAACACCAUUGAAAAGUAGGGGAAAUUUAAAUACUGAAUCAGAGGAUGCAGAAAUGGCAUCUCCUGCAUUGAAAUCUCCUGUGAAAACAAUAGAAACUAUGGCUAAAGGGUUAGGGUCAGCCGUAAAAUUGUUUGGAAAUCAAAUUUCAAAUACUGUUUCAAGCAUUGUUAAUAUGGUGACUCCAGAGAAACAGAAAACUCCUGCAAAGAAUAAAAGGAGGAGUGUAUGUGCAAGUCCAUGGUUGGCCAAAACACCCAAAGCUGGAAAAUCAAACGUUGUUAAUGAAGAAUUGCUUAUCUCCCCUGAUGCCAAUCGCCCAUUGAUGUCAGUUGGUAAAAAAUUUAAUAUCCCUUUGACAUCACAAGCGUUAACUGAAGCUAGAAUGAACUCCACAAUAAUGUCAGCAUUUGCUGAUAGUCCUGCUCUGGACAGUAGAUCUGCCGACAGCUCGCAUAGUAGUGGGGGGUCUCUUGGGGAAAAUUUUGUGGAGGAGUCACCAUCACCAAAGAAACGAUUACAUGGAGCCUUGGUUCAAGAUUCUCCUUUGAACAGCUGUGAUACUUCAAGGGCAGAAGAAUCUGCUAGUGUUGUCAUAGAUUCUCAACAAAAUACACCAGCUGUGAUCAGUAACAAAUCUGUGAUAAGUGACCUUGACAUUGACAGUACCCCUAAACGUCUUUCACACUCUAAACAAAGUACAAACUGUAUUGAUGAUUCCAUGAAUUACGAAUCAGAUGAAAGUGGUAAGUCACCUGAAAUUAAAUCAAUGGUUGAUGAAUCUGUAAAUAAUAAUUCAGAUGAAAAUGAGAACUCCCUUCAAUCUAAUCAAACUGUUGAAAGUCCUCUCAAUGAUAUGUCUGAUGAUAACAUUAAUGAAAGUCCUAUAGCUACUGUCAACAGGAAAAAGAGGAAAGCUGUCAUUGACAGUUCUGAUGAGGAUGAUAGUGAGGAGGAAAUUGUAGAUGAAGAAGAGGAAGUUUUAGAAAAAGGCGGGAAAGUUCAAAAACCUUCAAGGUCACGACACAAUGUAGUAAGUGAUGACAGUGACAAUGAUUCCAUAAAUGGUGCUAAACAAACUUCUAAAGUAAACAAAAAGAACUUGAUUGAAGAUGAAAGUGAAUCUGAUGAUGAGUAUGAUGAAGAUGACAGCUUUAUUGAUGAUGAUGAGGAUGAUGAAAUGUCAGAUGAAGAAGUUUCUGAAAGUGAGGAAGAUGAAUCUGAGGAAGAAGAUUUUGACAGUCUUUCAGAUGAUCAAAAGAAAAAGUUUAGCAGAUAUGUAAAGACAGGAAGGUCAAUGUACAAGAAUGGUAAUUAUAAUGAGGCUCUAGUGAACAUUCUACAAGCUCUAGAAAUCUUCCCACACAAUGAAGUCCAAGCUCUGGCUAUCAAGAUCAAUAAGAAAAUUGAAGAAUCUUAAAUUCUAGUCAGUGUAUUUAUUACAUGUUGUAAAGGCUUUCAUUUGAAUGUGGGAGUACUUGCUUGUGCAAAUAAAACCCUAUUGAGUCUUAUUAUUAUCUCUUUUAAGAACUUAUAUUCUUGAAAUUUCCUAAUCUCUAUAAUGAAAGUAAUUUCAAAAGUAAAAAAGAUCUGACAGACAUGAUAUGUGUAUAACUUUUCUUUGUUGCUGCUACAAAUGUUAUGAAUAAAUGAUUAUUUUGAGGAAAUUCUGUAGAUAUUUUAUACAGUAUCAAUUGUUUGUAAGGUUAGAAUUUAAUUUUUUCGUUAAAUUUUCAUAUUUUUGUGAUAUCAUGAGAAUAUUGUGUUCAAUAAUGGCCGCUUUUGGACUAUGUUUCCACAGUGCUAUAUUUUUCAACAUAGUGUUAUAUAUGAAUUUUGUUACCUUGUUACUAUAUGUUCUGUGUAUGUUUGACAUUAAAACAAGCAAGGGAAGAAUCUGAAAUAUUUUAUCCACAAUGUAUAUUUCAAGUCUUUUCAAUCACAAAAGACAUAAUGUGCUUUACAUCUAGAGAAACAAUUUUUGAUAAUGUUGCUGCAAUGGUUUUAGAGAACACAAAGACUUGAUUAAGGGCAUAUGAUACACUUUUGAUCCCACAGUGAUUUUUUUACGAAAAUUUACAUACAAGCUAUUUUUCACCUAGUCAAAUCAAAUAUGUAAUAAAAAAUAUACCUUCAUGUGCUACUUUAAGAGAUAAAUGGGGUCGAAAUUUUAGACAUUUACUAAAAAUUUUGUUUUUUUUGGACAUUUCUAUCCUUUGGAUAGACAUACCUAACUUUUUUGUUCCAAAAGAUAAACACUAGCAGAUUUUUGUAAAAACAUUGGGAAAAUCUUCUUAACAUAAGUAUGCUCUAAAUUCGUAUAACAAUUCUUUGGAAAUAAUUAAUUUUUAUCAAAGUUUCAUGAUUUUAGAGUAAAAAGCAUUUUUUGCUGUAUAUUUAUCUAAUUUUUAAAAAAAUCAUCUGUGACUUUUUUAUAAAAAUUGGCACAAAUAAUCUUCAUAUGUUAUAAAAUCUAAUGUCAUUUUAAAUAAAAAAGAGGGGUCCAUGAACUCAUUUUCAAGUUAAAUCAGUCUGAAUGAUAAAAAUCAGUUGAAAAAUGCAUCUUUUCCCACUAUGUCACAGUUUGACGUCGCGAAAAUAACAAUUUACGUUAGCAACGUCAUUACCUCCCCUAUAACUGUAUCGUAUGCCCUUAAACUUUUAAAUAGAUAAAUGUCAUAAAUGUUUUCUUGUUUUUUUUGGGGGGGUACUUUUCAAGAAAUGUGUGAAUCACAAAAUAAUGUUUGGUUUAUAUGGGGUGGACUGUUGUAUGAAUUUUUAUGAGACAUAAAUAAAGAGACUGAAAUCUGAA
Molecule: messenger RNA, 7098 nt
Organism: Mytilus californianus (California mussel)
Lineage: Eukaryota; Metazoa; Mollusca; Bivalvia; Mytilida; Mytilidae
Product: DNA excision repair protein ERCC-6-like
Exons: 30
Coding region: 1-5706 (1901 amino acids)
Molecular function (GO): protein binding; ATP-dependent chromatin remodeler activity; ATP binding
Source: RefSeq, a predicted model, not a curated record